AUGGAAAGAACAACAAACAACACAACGACCUCAAGCCCUAACACAUCUCCUUACAGAAUUCCUUCACACGUUUUCGCAAGAACAACAUCUACGGCUCCAGUUGAAUGGAGUACUCUCUCCAAUGAAUCUCUCUUUAGCAUUCACAUGGGAAACAAUAGCUUCACCGGACGAGAGUACUUCAAAUCCGGUGAGCUUACGUUUCCUCAGCCUCCUUCACCAAUGACUCCUACUUUGCCUUCUCCUUUACCGUCUCCGCGCCACAACGAAAACGAAAGAGGAGGAGGCCAAGGAAGCAGAGUCGUGGAGGAGGCUAAAACUCCGGUGGAUAUAGGCAAGAAAGCAGCUGAAACGGAUAAAGCUUACCGCGCAAGUAAAGAUGAAGAACAAAAGGCUGCAGCAAGUAUUAGAGAGGUUAUUAUGGCUAAUGAAGCUGCUAAUAAAGACGAAAACAACAACAAAACCAAUAAGUUAGAUCGUUCGAUCUCUCGUCGCUCGGAAAAUCUAAGCGUCAAGUCGUUUGCUUUUCCAAUAUUGGGAAAUGCAGACAAGGGUGGAUUACAAGGUUCAACGCCGCAAAAGAAACAGGGGAAAUCAUCACAGCCAGAGACACCGAAGAUUUUGAAUGAGGGUGAAGGAGAUAAAGGAUUAAAGAAAGAAGAAGCUCCUAAGUCAGUAACUCCUAAAGCAGAAGCUGAUCGCGCCUCUAGUCGCAAUCCAAAAUGGCUAUCUUGCUUCCCUUGCUGCACAACAUUCUGUGUCUAG
Messenger RNA from Arabis nemorensis, 762 nucleotides. NCBI's taxonomy places the organism in Eukaryota, Viridiplantae, Streptophyta, Magnoliopsida, Brassicales, Brassicaceae. The record is from the annotation of a GenBank genome assembly.